UCAGGAUGGGUCUUGCAAUAUAAGCCAUAGUUUCCUCCUGCCUCCUGCCCACCUCUGGACGACUCGACUCCAUGAUUAGUUAUAACUUACAACACUGAGAUAGUUAGAUUUGACGAAUUGAAGAUGGAGAUUGCCAUAUCUGCAAUAACAGGUGAACUUGUGAGCCGAUUCGUCUCAGUCCUCGCCAACAAGUACCACUCCGCAUACUCAGAAGACAAGCAGCUGGAGAGGCUACAACAACUCUUGCUGAGAGUUGGCAUGGUCAUCGAGGAGGCGGACUCGCGAUGCAUCGCCAACUCAUGUAUGCUCAUACAACUGAAGAUGCUAGCUGCAGCCAUGUAUCGAGGCCACCAUGUGCUUGACACCAUCAGGUACAUGAAACACAAGGAGUUCUCAGAGGAACCGGUAUGUGACUCGUCCGCGUUAUCUGCUUCUACUCCUUACAAACGUUCUCGCACGAUCGGUAGUAAUACUAGUGCAGGAAGCAAGGUUUUCAGCUCAGAGUUACAGAGUGCUCUGCAGAACCUCGAGGCUGGUGUUGCUAACAUGGCAGAGUUCGUCGUGCUUUUGGGCGGAUGUGAGCGCAUCUCCCUCAGACCCUAUGAUGCCUACCUUUACAUUGACAACUUCAUGUUUGGUCGGCAUGUCGAGAAGCAGCAGAUCAUGAGAUUCUUGCUGCAACACAACACCACUCCUGAUUCUCCGGAUGUGCUUCCAGUCAUUGGCGGCAAUGGAGUUGGGAAGAAAACUCUUGUCUCCCGUGUAUGCAAUGACGAGAGGGUGCGUUCUCAGUUUUCUAUGGUUUUGCACCAGAAUGGAGACGAUCUUUUCAGAAUAACAGACCAUGAAAGGAUCUCAGGGAGGAAAUUGGUGGUUAUCGAGUUUGUUACAGAUGUAGAUGAAGAUGACUGGGCAACAUUUCAUCGUUCUAUCACGAAGAUGGACAGAGGAAGCAAGGUGAUAAUCAUAGGAAGAAACGCAGGCUUGGAGAAGUUUGGAACCGUCAAGCCUAUCUCUCUGAUCUGUUUAUCAUUAGAAGAGUACAUCUACCUGUUCAAGACGCUCGCCUUCGGAAGCGCGAACCCCACCGACUACCCGCGACUAGUGGCGAUGGUGGAAGAGUUUGCCAUAGUGCUGGGAGGUUCACUCAUCUCAGCGAAUGUUCUUGCAGAUGCACUGAGGAAAAACCUGAGUUCCCGUUUCUGGCUGUACAGGUUGAAUAGGGCCAGAGAUACUGUGAAGAAGAACAUCUCUCGUUUUGGCGCGCAUCCGCAGGAGCUCUUUAGCCGAGGUCGUCCUGUGCACCUAAUCGGCCACUACAUCUUGUCUCCAGCUGCUCCAUCACGCAUCGUAGAGUCUGCUAACGGAGUGACCAGUGUUCUUGAAGAAGGUGUACCUAGGAUUAUGUUUGGGGACCUGAUAGCACAAGAAGGUCAUGUUGUUUUGCCCAGAGGUGAUUUUAGGCUGAUUUCAUGGGAAUCGAGGCUACCGCCAUAUACUUCAUUUGUCCACUUGGUGCAAUCUGCCCCGAGUUGUAUCGAUGAUAAGCCCGAAACACCCUUGUCGGGGAGGAAGCGCCCAGGUCUAUUUUGAGACCUCAUGAGUUGUGCUAUGCUAAUUACAAACAGUGCUACGGAUGUGCUUAAUUCGGUAUAUUGCCUCCUCAUUUGGAACAAAAAAAUGAUCUAUCGUAGUAGCUUCAUUUGGCAGUGAGUAAAGCCCAGAAUUUAUUUGAUCCAAACAAAAAGAUCUUUCCUUGUCCACAAACAUAACUAGUCUCAACCAUAGACAGGAAAUGGAUGCAACGUCUUGGUUCGAACUUACUGAGUUUAUUUGAGUGUUAAAAUAAUGCAAUUGUUCUGGUAUUAACAGGUAGACCCAGCCCAAUCAAAGGCGAAAGGAAAGUAUCAAUCGCCUUGGCUGACAAACCAAAAAUAUCACAUGUUUUUAAGUUAAGUCACAAAGGCACUUUGCAGGCUCAUAAAGCUCAAAUAAUAUGGUAUGAGGCUACGAACACAUUCGAUGUGGAAGUUUCUAGUCAAGAAAGGAUUUUAUAGAUGGAAGAUUGACUCCACACUUUUCCUGGUAAAUGGCCGACAUUGAUUAUUGGCAUGUGAAAAAUAUAAGAACUUUGAUUGAACUAAAUAUGCAUUUAUUUUAGAAAUCGGUACACUGAAUCCACACAAAAAAAUACA
This is a messenger RNA of Lolium rigidum, 2195 nucleotides long. RefSeq names its product disease resistance protein RGA2-like. Bases 124 to 1593 code for a protein of 489 amino acids. NCBI's taxonomy places the organism in Eukaryota, Viridiplantae, Streptophyta, Magnoliopsida, Poales, Poaceae. The record is from RefSeq and is a predicted model, not a curated record. The transcript has a single exon.